This is a messenger RNA of Rhinichthys klamathensis goyatoka, 981 nucleotides long. RefSeq names its product selenoprotein W, 2b (gene selenow2b). The transcript is spliced from 4 exons. The record is from RefSeq and is a predicted model, not a curated record. Gene Ontology annotation, biological process: positive regulation of filopodium assembly; negative regulation of apoptotic process. NCBI's taxonomy places the organism in Eukaryota, Metazoa, Chordata, Actinopteri, Cypriniformes, Leuciscidae.
CGCAGCUGUGUGCAGUGUUGUUUUCGUCUCCUCGAACAACCAGGUAGCCGUCAUUAACCUCCACUGGUCAGAAUCUAAAGACAAGAAUCAUGGUGGUGACGAUAAAAGUCGAAUACUGCGGUGGAUGAGGCUACGCGCCUCGCUUCCUGCAGUUGAAGCGAGACAUCAACGCCAAGUUUCCUGAUGCUGAUGUGGCUGGCUUCGUGGGCAGGAGAGGAAGUUUUGAGAUCGAGAUCAAUGAACAUCUGGUCUUCUCAAAGUUAGAAACGGGUGGUUUCCCUUAUGACGAGGAUAUUAUGGAGGCCAUUGUUAAGGCUGAGGAUGGCAAGCCCGAGAAGAUCUCCAGAAACCGUAAAGAGUGCAUCAUCCUCUAAUGCUCAUUGCCGUCUCAGCAGAGAUGAGCUCCCAUCCUCUGUCCGGUCCACAUGAGCAUCUUAUUGGUCCAUUGCGGAAAAUGGUUUAAUUGUUUUGAAAAUCUUCACCUCACUGUCUACUUUAUGGCUCUCGUUUUUUGGACGUAAAUGAUUGCUGUAGCUUAAAGUUCAAAAGUUAUGGUAUGAGGCUUCAGUCCAAAAAAUGAUAAACCGAAGUUGAGUAAUAAAGAGGAUAGUGAAGAGAAGUUACCCAACUUUUUUUUAUUUUUUUAUUUGACAGCCAGAAUAAUGUUGUAGGUAUAAGAAUAAGACUAGACAUGCAUGAUAUCUCAUGAAUAAAAAGAUUACUUACAUUAGAGUGGAAUAUCAAAGAUAAUGUUAUUAGAAUGAACUAUAGUGAAAUAGACAAAAAAUGGGGUAGAGGGCUGUUAGUAAGAUUGCUUGAUUAUUUGGGGGGGAAAUGCCCUACUGAAACUGAUGAAUGAACACUGUAAAACUCAUAUUUUGUUUAUUUUAUUGCAUAGGCUUUUUCGCUUUACUUAUUUAAAAAACGCAAGAACUUUUUUUUAAUCAUUGGAUGAACAGUAAAUUAAGUUUAGUUUAUUAG